Messenger RNA from Paraglomus occultum, 888 nucleotides. NCBI's taxonomy places the organism in Eukaryota, Fungi, Glomeromycota, Glomeromycetes, Paraglomerales, Paraglomeraceae. The record is from the annotation of a GenBank genome assembly.
AUGAGCAGCUCAUCACUCACCAACGUAACUGUCGCGGGAGGCACCGGAAGUCUGGGUGUCCAUAUAGUCGAAGCCUUGUUGAAUGAUGGAUCUUUUACGGUGAAAGUUCUUCGAAGACUACCGAAAACCGCGAAUGAGAAAGCCGAACUAUUGGCUUCCAAGGGUGCAGAAAUUAUCUACGCCAAUUAUAACCAGCAUGAUGAUCUGGUCAAAGCGCUUAAGGGAACCGACGUUUUAAUCAGCGCUGCAUCUCCCGGACUAGCCACGGGCGGUUAUGAUUUUGACGCUCUUCAAACGCCAUUGUUGAACGCUGCUAAGGCUGCCGGUGUGAGAAGGUUUAUUCCAUCUGAGUUUGGUACACACACUGAUUUUGGUGAUCAUCCGCUGACCGAUAGCAAAAUCACGUUCCGUCAGAAAGUUCAAGAAAGUGGACUUGAGUAUACCUUUAUUCAAAGUGGAACCUUUGUAGAAUAUCUUGACUGGACUGGGUUUGAUGUCAAAAAUAAGACCGCAAAAUUCUAUGCAGAUGUCGACAGCAAAUUGGCUGUUACUAGUAUGUCAGAUGCCGCCAAAUACACAGUUGAAUCUCUUAAAUUGGAAGAAUGUCGUAACGCAAGUAUCAGGGUUGCUGGUUCGAUGUUUUCACUAAGCGAGAUAGUUAAAAAGUUUGAGGAAGCUACCGGCUCUAAAUGGAAAGUUAUCGUAGAUAAAGAAGUCAAACAUAGAUUCGAGAACAAGAUUGAGCCAAUUCCUUCACCACAAGAUAUUUUUGUAGCCACUCUUUUACCAAAAGCAUCGUUCGACAAUAUUGAUAAUGACAAGUUUAGUUUCAGCCCUCGCCCCCUCGCUGACGAUCUCGCCGUUUUUGUCCAACAGAAAUCUGGUUGA